This is a messenger RNA of Loxodonta africana (African savanna elephant), 2554 nucleotides long. RefSeq names its product tRNA (guanine(10)-N2)-methyltransferase homolog. Gene Ontology annotation, biological process: methylation. The coding region runs from base 258 to 2084 and encodes 608 amino acids. Gene Ontology annotation, cellular component: cytoplasm. Gene Ontology annotation, molecular function: methyltransferase activity; nucleic acid binding. The transcript has 16 exons. The record is from RefSeq and is a predicted model, not a curated record. Lineage: Eukaryota; Metazoa; Chordata; Mammalia; Proboscidea; Elephantidae.
CCACCACCGCUGCCGGCUUCUCCUUGCAGCGCCUUUGCGCGCCCCCUAGUGGCUGCUGGCUUCGAGUCCCAUCACCACGUCGCCCACCCUCUCGCGUCAGCCUAGAUCGGCGCAUGCGUCCACCUGCUUGCCCAGCCCAGCUCCCCGCGAGGGGCGACGCCUCGAGGUGAAACCGGGGAAGGUGUGGGAGGUUGACCCUUCGCGGGGCGCAGUGGUCCUAGAGAAGCCGCGGCUCUCCGCCGCCGGGAGCGGGUGCGAUGGCGGAGGAGCAGGAGUGCUACAGUACUGAGCCAGACUCCAACCGUGAGCCAGCAACGAGUGCAGAACCGACAGUGUCCCCAACGCAGACCUCUGAGGUCGCUGCGGGGUCACCGGAGCCUGAGGACUACGACAGCAAGUGCGUGUUCUGUCGGAUUGCGCGGGGGCAGGAACCGAACACCGAACUUCUGCCUUGUGAGAACGAAGACCUAGUUUGCUUCAAAGAUAUCAAACCCGCAGCACCUUAUCAUUACCUUGUGGUGCCAAAGAAGCAUGUUGGAAACUGCAGAGAUCUAAAGAAAGAUCAAGUAGAACUGGUUGAGAACAUGGUAGCUGUUGGAAAAACCAUCGUUGAAAGGAAUAAUUUCACUGACUUCAAAAAUGUGAGGAUGGGUUUCCAUAUGCCACCAUUCUGUUCCAUUUCCCACUUACACCUUCAUGUUCUAGCACCGGUGAAUCAGCUUGGCUUCAUAUCAAAAUUGAUUUAUAGAGCCAAUUCCUACUGGUUUAUAACAGAAAUAAAAUCUUUGCUUUCACUUUUUGGAGGUCAAUUCACUACCAGUCAGGAAACCUAUGGAAAGUCUCCAUUUUGGAUACUUAGCAUUCCCUCUGAAGAUAUUGCCAGAAACUUAAUGAAACGGACAGUGUGUGCCAAGUCUAUAUUUGAACUGUGGGGUCAUGGAAGAUCUCCAGAGGAGCUGUACAGAUCUCUUAAAAACUACCCUGUGGAGAAGAUGAUUCCAUAUCUACAUUCAGACUCCACGUACAAAAUAAAGAUUCAUACGUUUAAUAAAACAUUGACACAAGAAGAAAAAGUUAAACGGAUAGAUGCGCUUGAAUUUCUGCCGUUUGAAGGAAAAGUGAAUUUAAAAAAGCCACAGCAUGUAUUUUCUAUUUUGGAAGAUUAUGGUUUGAACCCAAACUGCAUCCCUGAGAAUCCACAUAAUAUUUAUUUUGGUAGAUGGAUUGCAGAUGGACAGAGGGAGCUUAUUGAGUCCUAUAGUGUUAAAAAGAGACACUUUAUUGGAAAUACAAGCAUGGAUGCUGGUUUAUCAUUCAUCAUGGCCAACCAUGGAAAAGUGAAAGAAAAUGAUAUUGUCUUUGAUCCAUUUGUUGGAACAGGUGGCUUGCUGAUAGCAUCUGCCCAUUUUGGUGCGUAUGUAUACGGGACAGACAUAGACUACAACACAGUUCAUGGCGUGGGAAAGGCUAGUAGGAAAAACCAGAAAUGGAGAGGACCAGAUGAAAACAUUAGGGCAAAUCUUCGUCAAUAUGGUUUAGAGAAGUACUACCUUGAUGUCUUGGUUUCAGAUGCAUCUAAACCUUGUUGGAGGAAGGGCACAUAUUUUGAUGCAGUCAUCACUGAUCCCCCGUAUGGUAUCAGAGAAGCUACCAGGAGAACAGGUUCGCAGAAGGAAAUACCAAAGGGAAUAGACAAAUGUCCAGAAAGCCAUGUUCCUGUUUCCUUGAGCUACCAUCUGAGUGAUAUGUUUUUCGACCUAUUAAACUUUGCUGCUGAGACCCUUGUAUUAGGUGGAAGACUAGUCUACUGGUUACCAGUGUACACACCAGAAUACACCGAAGAAAUGGUACCCUGGCACCCUUGCCUGCAGCUUAUUAGCAACUGUGAGCAGAAGCUUUCCAGUCACACAUCAAGGCGCUUGAUAACAAUGGAAAAGGUGAAGACAUUUGAGGACCGGGACCAGUAUUCACACCUGUUGAGUGACCAGAUUCUGCCGUACCAAGGUCAUAAUUCCUUUCGUGAGAAAUAUUUCAGUGGGGUAACAAAAAGAAUUGCCAAGGAAGAAAAGUCCAGCCAGGAGUGAAAAUUAAGAUUUUUGACAAUGAAGAAAGAAUAAAGAUUUCAUAGAAAAGACAUCUGGAUGUGAACUUUAAUGUAUGAUCCAGAAAACAUAGUUUUAAAAAUGAGUUUGCUAAAAAAAAAAACUACAAAGUAAAUUGAGCAAUCCUUUUACAAUUAGCUUUGUUUUAGAGAAUAUUUUAUUGUGUUUUUUUGAACUUUAAUUUAUAUUUGUACUUUCAAGUAUUAAUGGACAUUGACUCAACACAGUUAUAUUUUUGACCCUUAAUUUACAAAGGGAAUAAUUAUUGUUGGUUUUUAAACAGGUAUUGAUAGAUGUGUUAUAGGCAGUUACUAGUAGUUGAGAAUUACUCAUUAGGUAGACUUGUUUAAUUUGGUUUUUAAUUGUAAUUGAUUUACCUUGCCACUAAUAAAGGAUACUGAGAAUUCUUAAAAUCAUAUGGUAUUCAAGUGCUUUCUGGGGGGGUGCAAUGA